Molecule: messenger RNA, 240 nt
Organism: Diversispora eburnea
Lineage: Eukaryota; Fungi; Glomeromycota; Glomeromycetes; Diversisporales; Diversisporaceae
Source: the annotation of a GenBank genome assembly
AUGACAGAUCAUUUUUUGAAAGAAGUUAUAUCUCAUGGAAUAACAAGUUCCAAUGAUUUUAUUAUACAAUGUUAUGGAAUAACUAGAGAUCCUAACACUGAUGAUAAUAUUAUGGUAAUGGAAUUUGCAGAAGAUGGAAGUUUACAUAUGGACUUAAGGAGAAAUUUUGAUAAAAUUAAUUGGCAAACAAAGUUGGAAAGAUUAUAUUCUAUUGCAGCAGGGCAUGUAUUUAAUUACUGA